ACCAGUAUCUUAUCGAUAUAUAUAGAGGCAUGUUGGAGCUAUUGCACUACUCCUGAUUCAGAUUUCUACGCGUGCAAGUUGACGUUAAAAAUGUGGAAUAUACAAAUUGUGAAGGUUCUUGGUGUUCUUUUGCUCCAUGUAGCUUUAGUGACACCAGGCACACAAGUGUGCUAUGACUCAAAUGAGAAUGCCUACUCUAUUAUCACAUGUGGAGCUCCUGGAAAGAAUGGCACAAAUGGGAUAGAUGGAAAAAGAGGGGAAAAGGGAGAAACAGGGCCAGCAGGACCACAGGGAUUUCCAGGAUUACAGGGACCUGCAGGGCUUGCUGGACCACCUGGACCAAGAGGAGAACAGGGGCCAUCAGGAGCCAAAGGAGAGAGAGGAGAUAGCGCAAAUUCAGCACUUGAAGAUCUUAAAAAGAAAAUCUUGGAUUUGGACACACAAAUUAAAUCAGCAUUAGACUCGCAAAACAAAGGUUUACCAAAGGGACGGCGAGCCAUAGCCGGUGACAAAGUCUAUGUUACAAGCGGUGCUGUAGCCACCUAUGAUGAAGCCAUAACCAUUUGUAAAACAGCCGGAGGUCAGCUAGCUGUACCGCUAAACUCGGCAGAGAAUAAUGCUAUUCUUACCCUCCGCAACCAAUAUGCCUUAAAUGCAGUCCUUGGUAUGAAUGACAAACAGUCACAGGGAAUUUUCCAAUAUCUCAUCAACAUGGUCAUCUCCUACAAGAACUGGGAUUACGGAGAACCCAAUAAUCAUAGGGGAAUGAAUGAGGACUGUGUGGAGAUUCUUUCUUCUGGAAAAUGGAAUGACUACCCUUGUGAAAUGCCAAAAGUUGUAAUUUGUGAGUUCUAAAUCCUCAGAAAUUCAAUGGCCUUACCCUCUGUGAUUAUUGAUCUGAAGUGACCCUGUUUACUUAAUUUCCUAAUCCACCCCAAUUCUGGUUGUUUCUUAUAUUUAUCUUCCCUUAACUUACCCUCUGCAGGAAGCCUUAUGUGAUAUCCAAUAUGGCCUGGUUGGAGCUUACACAAAGCUUAGGACUCUCCUCCCCACUAGGGAUGAGCUUCGAGUUCGAGUCGAACAUUGCCUGUUCGCCGAACAGCGAACAAUUUGGGGUGUUCGC
Messenger RNA from Rana temporaria (common frog), 1123 nucleotides. Its product is annotated as mannose-binding protein C-like. Gene Ontology annotation, biological process: surfactant homeostasis; positive regulation of phagocytosis. Bases 91 to 855 code for a protein of 254 amino acids. NCBI's taxonomy places the organism in Eukaryota, Metazoa, Chordata, Amphibia, Anura, Ranidae. The transcript has 5 exons. The record is from RefSeq and is a predicted model, not a curated record. Gene Ontology annotation, cellular component: multivesicular body; rough endoplasmic reticulum.